Drosophila grimshawi is the source of this 3036-nucleotide messenger RNA. Its product is annotated as U2 snRNP-associated SURP motif-containing protein. The coding region runs from base 77 to 2935 and encodes 952 amino acids. Gene Ontology annotation, molecular function: RNA binding. The record is from RefSeq and is a predicted model, not a curated record. NCBI's taxonomy places the organism in Eukaryota, Metazoa, Arthropoda, Insecta, Diptera, Drosophilidae. Gene Ontology annotation, cellular component: nucleus. Gene Ontology annotation, biological process: RNA processing. The transcript is spliced from 12 exons.
GGCAGCAAAAUGCAGGGAGAAUGUGUGAGACAUAAAUAAAAACCAUAAUAUCAAACGAAAUCAACAACUUUUCAAAAUGAAGCGCAUAAGUGACAAGAAGCUGGAGGCUUUUACGGUUGGCACAUUUUCCAAGCGGCAAUUGUCCAAAAAAGAAAUUGAAGAACAAAAGAAGAAGGAAGAUGAGGCAGCUGCGGCACAUGCGUUUAAGGAGUUUGUGGAGACGUUUCAGGAGGCGCCAACUGCCUCCUCCAAGGUGUGGGUUAAGGCCGGUACCUAUGAUGCGGGCUCCCGGCGUGAGGAUAAAAGUGAGAAGGGCAAACUGUACAAGCCGGGCUCCAAGCUGAUUGAGAAGAGUGCCUCCGAGAGGGCGGAAGAUUAUGCCAAACUCUUGGCCUCCGAUCUCAAAAAGGAUCCGGCACCAUUGAAAAAGAAGAACCAGGAGAAGAAAAAGAGUAAUUUGGAACUGUUCAAGGAGGAAUUAAGACAAAUACAGGAGGAGCGUGAGGAGCGGCACAAGUAUAAGCAUAUGGUGGUGCCAAGUGCGCCAUCCUCUUCCUCCCAGCAGCAGCAACAACAGCAGACGCAGCAACAACAACAGCAACCCUCAUCGAGCAGUUCGCAACAGGCGAACAGUGCUCGAGAUGGUGGUUCCUUUGACACGGGUGAUCCUAAUACAACCAAUCUGUAUUUGGGAAAUCUAAAUCCGAAGAUCUCGGAGCAACAACUAAUGGAAAUUUUCGGUCGCUAUGGUCCGCUGGCAAGCAUCAAAAUCAUGUGGCCCCGCUCCGAGGAGGAGAAGCAACGUGGUCGCAAUUGUGGCUUCGUGGCGUACAUGAGCCGCAAAGAUGCCGAGCGUGCACUGCGCACCCUUAACGGUCGCUACAUCAUGGGUUAUGAGAUGCGUCUGGGCUGGGGCAAGACGGUGCCAAUUAUGAAUACGCCGAUCUUUGCGCCACAGGCACUGCUGGAGUUGACGCUGCCUCCGCCGCCAUCGGGUAUGCCCUUCAAUGCCCAGCCACCGCCCAGUGAGGCGAAUACGCUGCCCAAAAAGAACUACAAGGAUUACGAUACCAUCGAGGACAAAGAGAACAUGGAGCGGAUUCUGGGCAAGUCCGUGGUGAAAGUCUUCAUACCGACGGAAAAAUCAGUGCUGAAUAUCAUACAUCGCAUGAUCGAGUUCGUGAUACGUGAAGGACCCAUGUUUGAGGCGCUGAUCAUGAGCCGCGAGAUGGAGAAUCCACUCUUCUCGUUCCUCUUCGAUAACGAGAGUCCGGCGCACAUUUAUUACCGCUGGAAGCUCUACUCUCUGCUGCAGGGCGACACGCCGAGCGAGUGGCGCGAGCAACAGUUUCGCAUGUUCAAGGAUGGGCCCGUGUGGACGCCGCCCAUUGCCAAUUUCUAUACGCAGGGAAUGCCCGAUGAGCUGGUCGUCGAUCCCGAUGCACCCGUUGUGCACAAGGGUGCCUUAUCUAAUGCGCAACGUGAUCGCCUCGAAGACUUGAUACGACAUUUGACACCGGAGCGCGCUCGCAUUGGCGACGCAAUGAUAUUUUGCAUUGAGCAUGCCGAUGCCGCCGACGAGAUUUGCGAAUGCAUUGCCGAAUCGUUGGCAAAUUUGAAGACUCCCGCUUCCAAGAAGAUCGCUCGUCUAUAUCUUGUUUCCGAUAUUCUACACAAUUGCACUGUGAAGGUGUCGAACGCUUCGUUUUUUCGCAAAUCUGUGGAGAAACAAUUGCUGGAUAUAUUCGAGAGCUUGCAUACCUAUUAUUUGGGUAUAGAGAGUCGCCUGAAGGCGGAGGGAUUCAAGACGCGAGUUUGCAAUGUAAUACGCACCUGGGAGGAGUGGACAAUUUACCCAAAGGAUUUCUUAUCCCAAUUGCAUGCGGUAUUCUUGGGUCGAACGGCAACCUCACCGGUCCAGGCAGAUGAGUCACGCUCCGAGGAGGCCCUCGAUGAGGACAUAGAUGGAGCACCACUGUCGGGCGAGGAGAAAGACGAUGAAGAUUUGGAUGGUGUGCCGUUGGACGGUGCUGCAUUGUUGAAGAGUGCACUGAAGCUAGCUCUACCUGAUGCCACUGCUCAACAGCGAGAUACACCCAAGCGGGAGCAGUAUGUUGAAGAAAUCGAUGGUGUUCCAAUGGAUGAUGAUCUCGAUGGUGUGCCCAUGGAGCAUGUACAGAAAGCCGCAGACAGCAAGUCGCAUCCAAAAAUGCCCGGCUUUAUACCAUCCAAAUGGGAAACGGUUGAUCCCACACAAAUUGAGGCACAGGCCAUUACGACUAGCAAAUGGGACACAUUGGAUCCACCGGAUCCGCCCAAGUUCUUCAGCUCGGACGAGGAGAGCGAUGAUGACAAUUCACAGAAAUACGAUGACGAGAAGCGUCAAAAGUUACGUGAAAUCGAACUGAAAGUUAUGCAGUAUCAGGAUGAGCUUGAGUCGGGCAAGCGCCGUCUGGAAUCCGGCUGGACACUGCCCGAGCAAGUUGAAUAUCAUCGCAAGCGUUUGCUCAAGCGGAAUUCACCUGUGGGAUCUGUGGACUCGCCGCUGAGCUAUAUGAACACCAAGUCGAGGAGUUCACAGCGCAGCGAGAGUCCCGAGGGCCGACAUGUUCUCGGUGGCCACUACAGCAGCAGCUCCCGUUCGAGUCCCGGCCUGCGCACCAGCCGUAAACGCUCCCAUUCACCAUUCAGUGGCGGGGAGAGCAGCAGUCGCAGCAGCCGAUCUGUUAAGCGCAAUCGUUCACGCAGUCAAUCAGAUUCACCCAAACGCUACUCAGACGCUACGCGUCCAGGUGGUCGCUUAUCAUCACGUAGAUCUCCAUCUCCGGUGCCUGCCUCCGGUUACAGUUCGCGUGCGGCUCGACGAGGCAGCGUCUCGCCGCCAGCUCGCCAUCGUUCGGACAACAACAAGCACAAGCACAAACAUCGCCAUUGAAUAGUUCAUACUGCGUAUUUUCAUAAAGUAUAUAAUAUUCAGUGUAAUUCAAUAAAUUGAAAUGGCUUCUACAAAUAAAUAAAAUUGUAUGAAAAUGGAAA